AUGGAGGCGAAGCAAGUUGCAGGGUGUACUGUGGGUUUUGGGGUUUUCCAACUUCUCCCCGGAUAUAUACAAGUGAAAAUAGCGGACCCACCAGCACGCGCAGAUUUGACCAGAACCGAAAGCAAGGAUGGCGCGGAGCGGGCCAAGCGUCCCUGGAGUGGAUCCAGCGGCGAGCCGCCCCCGAAACACCUCAAGUCGAGCCGGCCGGACCACGACCGCCCAGAAAUCGGGAAACAGCCGGACGCCGAAGGCCCAGGAACCGGGACACCGGCUGCUGGCCGCCAAACGCAAGACCGGGUCCCGCACCCCCCAGCGCAUGGCCAGCGCGCCCAAGCACCCGAGGACGACCUGGCGCGCCGGAAUUUCGUAACCGAGGUGCGCAAGGAGCUGGACUGGCUAAAGAGCUUGCGUCCGGCGACUACAGGCGUGCGAAUGCACGUCCCAUCCUGCCUAGGUCUGUACGGAUGCCUGAGUAACCGCUAUAUAGAUUGCCCUGGCGGCAUGAAGGUGGAGAAGCGCGAUUGCAGGCCCCUGUCGUCCUUCUUCCAGGACCUAUCGCCGUCGACGCCAGUCGUACCCUCGGCGUACAACCGGCGGAAGACCGAAUACUUCACCGUCCAUCCGCCGCUCUCAAUGUUUGGAGACAUGAUAGACGUCAGUCUCCACCCAGCCCGACUCUACCAAGAAGCGCGGGGGGAAACCUUGGUCGCACUGCCUCGCCCAUUUGGCGGCAGCGUCAUCCGGAAAGAAAGCCACAGUCCGAGAAAUGAACGCAACUCCGAAAGACCUGAACGUAAUUCGGAACGCCAUCCGGACCGUAACCCGGAAAGGGUUGAGCGCAACUCAGAAAGGGUUGAGCGCAACUCAGAAAGGACAGAGCGCAGCACCGAACGGGUUGAGCGCAAUCCCGAAAGAGUUGACCCCGACAGGUUGAAGGUCGUGGAGAAGGUGGAGCGUAAGACAUCGGGUAGACUUGGCUUGCCGUAUAUGCGGCUGAUUGGACCGGGGCAAGUUUCCGUCGCUUCCUUGAUUGCAUCGCAGGCCAAGAGCACUGAGUCUCUGCGGUUCUUGCUCUCGCUGCCGGAACCACCGCAGCCGUUGUAUUUCCAAGGCAACUUUUAUGUCCCGCGGUGUAAAGCGUGGACUUGCAGUAGGCACAGCCGCAUGCACCAUGAGCCCACCAGUGGAGGAGUCCCAUCCCGAGAAGACCGGGCCUUCCAAGCUAUCGCGUGGUCGAAGACCGAACCGUUGUCGGUACCGCCCGUCUGCAGCUGUAAGGACCCCGCUAAAGUAAAACGGUGGACGCGCGCCCUAGAACUGUCUGUAAACCAAAACUUCAAAUCGUCACCUAAUAAGCCACCGACACUUGGUCUUUCGCUGACCGAAACAGAAGCCAAGACGCACUCCGAAGCUGGUUCUUAUACUACCACUGCUGUUCAACCUACAGAUCCGCCUCUGGCAACCCCGCCUAGACCAGACCCACACAGCGAGACCGCACCGGUUCCUAUGCAGACGGCCGGCAGCAAGCCUGACGAUAACAAGGUUGAUGACGGCAAGGGUGAUGACGGCAAGGGUGAUGACGGCAAGAGUGACGGUGGCAACGCAAGUAGUAAGGCUGACAAUGGCAAGCCUGAUGCUAGUAGUGAGGCUGACGUCGGUGGUAAGGAUAACGCUAGUAAAAUCAAUGAUGGUAACGUUGAGGGCAGUAAGGUUGAUGGAAGCACGACUGAACGUCCCCCAGAAGAUGUACCCAUGCAAACGGAAGAUGGUCCGGUGCGAGAAGCACGGCCGUCAGUCCCCGACGAGACAACUUUGCUGGCCGUGUCGAGUCAGCCUGGCGUGGACGAGCCGGUUGAAGGAACUCAGGCUGAAGGAACCAACGCCGAAGGAGCUCCCGCUGAAGGAACUCAGACUGAAGGGACUCACGCUGAAGGAGCUCAGGCUGAAGGGGCUCAGGCUGAAGGAACUCAAGCUGAAGGACGCCAGACUGAAGGAGGCAAGGCCGAAGACGGCCAGGCUGAAGGAAGUCAGGCUGAAGGAAGCCAGGUUAAAGGAAGUCAGGCUGAAGGAAGUCAGGCUGAAGCAAGUAAGCCUGGUGUCCCGGACGUUGGUCCUCCGACCGGCUCGAAACCGGUCGCCGAAAAGACGGCUGUGGCCGAGUCUGCGGACAGUGGCAGCGGGGUCGAGAAGGAAGGCGCAUCGUCCGGACGAGGGACUACUGAAGCAACGGUGCCUGGGGGAGGAGCGGCUGGAGAGCAGGCGGUUGCUAGUGGGGCGAAAGCGCCGCUUGGACACCCGAACGAAGCAGGGCCUUUGGAGUCCAAGGUGGCGGUUGCGGAGCCAGAGUUGCGGCCAAAACAAGUGACAGGCCAGGUGGCGGAUAGUUCGAAGCCGAACAGUUCGAAGCCGAACAGUUCGAAGCCGGUGGAUGGUUGGAAACCGGGGGACGGUUUGAAGCCGACCGUGCUGCCUGCUCCGAGUCCCGCGGGUUCGAGUCCAAUUGCGGGCAAGGUGGACCCGAUGGCGGAGUUGCUGGAAUUAGAGGAAGAGUUAUUGUAUGAAGCGGAGACGUGUAAGACGUGUGGUGGGUUGACCUAUUACCCGUUUUCAUUUAUCCAGAUUCCGUUGAGCAGUCACUUGCCGACAUUGCAGCAAGUGCUGGAGGUGUUUUGCCUACCGCCGAACACGGAUGUGACGUGCGAUGGGCCGCACAUCACGGCGACCAUUACGACCAAGUCGCCGGCGCACGAGUGGCGAUGUUUCCAGGCGGUUGCCGUCAAGUGCCCGGACAGGCCGCCAUUAAUAUACGACGUCUGCGGUGAGUCAUUCAUCCCCGGGAUUCCGACGAAACCUGGACAACGAAGACCCAACGAAAAGGAGAUCCCCAUCCGAUCAACGGAGACAACGCCCUUGACACCUCCAUCGCACCACUACCUUAACUGCGUCAAGGUCAUUCCUGGUGCCAUUUCCACCGCGACCCCUCGACCACUCGACUUCAGAACAAACGCGCCACAAACGAAUCGUCUCUCCGCAUCGGGUCUCUCCGCAUCGGGCUCCUUGACCAACAUGGCUGCCAUGGUUUCUGGCGCCAUGGUUUCUGGCGCCAUGGUUUCUGGCGGCACGGUUUCUGGCGGCACGGUCUCUGGCGGCACUCCCUUAGCGGGCACACCCUCUGCCCUGGGGCAGGACCCAGCGCACAAACCUCUAGGUGCAGACCUUCGAGCUCCGGUGGCCGGUCUGCGUUCUAACGACGCUAACUUGUCGAUAACAACGCUCUCUUCGCGACGACCAUUUUGCGUUCGACUACGGAGCCUAGUUGACAUGGACAAAGCUCUCAAGAUCGCGCAAGCCACAGCCCCGCCCGAAAUAUCGUCCCACAACGCUGAGACCCCCGAGUUUAGAACUGCCCUAGCCGAGUACAAGGAACAAGUCUCAGUACUCGCCCAAUUGGACGCAGAUCUUGAAACUGUGAAGGCCGAAUGUCUAGCCAUAACCGUCGCAGGAAUCAAACGGUAA
Gregarina niphandrodes is the source of this 3516-nucleotide messenger RNA. RefSeq lists its product as hypothetical. The transcript has a single exon. Lineage: Eukaryota; Apicomplexa; Conoidasida; Eugregarinorida; Gregarinidae. The record is from RefSeq and is a predicted model, not a curated record. The coding region runs from base 1 to 3516 and encodes 1171 amino acids.